This is a messenger RNA of Darwinula stevensoni, 519 nucleotides long. Lineage: Eukaryota; Metazoa; Arthropoda; Ostracoda; Podocopida; Darwinulidae. The record is from the annotation of a GenBank genome assembly.
AUGCAGAGAUCGGCACAGAAGCGAAGGAUGUACCGACUAGGAAUCGGAGUGAGAGCUUUAAGCAGCGGAUGCGUGGGUCCCCGCUUCACGCCCCUCGUUCUCAAUCCCGUGGGGUGGGAUCAGCUCAAUGGCAAUGGGGCUCCGAGGAGGCUCUACUCUGUCAAGAAACCCGUGGACGACAUAUUCAUUCGCAUGGAGGAAUUCACGUAUCGGCACAUCGGGCCCAGACCUGCCGAUCGUGACGAAAUGCUCCGUUACAUCGGUUACAAGGCAAGAUUCCUUUACUUCCAAAGGAAUUUGAAGGCGUUUCGAAUUACGAUUGAGGACCUGAUGGAAGACACAGUCCCAGCCGAGAUUCGACUCCGGAGAGACCUAAACCUCAACGAACCUCUAGGCCCGACUGACUCCGAGCCGCAUUUAUACGACCAAGACAUCCUGUAUAAACCCCUUCUGUCGAGGAGGAAUUCUGAGAACUUGUUCUCAGAAUUCCUCCUCCACUUGUUCUCUGUAGCUUUGUAA